AUGGCCGCGCGGGCAGCAGCGGCGGCGGCGGCGGCGGCGCGGGCGCGGGCAGGCAGCGGCGAACGGCGGGCGCCCCCCGGGCCGCGGCCGGCGCCCGGAGCCCGGGACCUGGAGGCGGGGGCGCGCGGCGCAGCGGCGGCGGCGGCACCGGGACCCAUGCUGGGGGGCGGCGGCGACGGCGGCGGCGGCCUGAACAGUGUGCACCACCACCCCCUGCUCCCCCGUCACGAACUCAACAUGGCCCAUAACGCGGGCGCCGCGGCCGCCGCCGGCACCCACAGCGCCAAGAGCGGCGGCUCCGAGGCGGCUCUCAAGGAGGGUGGAAGCGCCGCCGCGCUGUCCUCCUCCUCCUCCUCCGCGGCGGCAGCGGCGGCGUCCUCUUCCUCCUCGUCGGGCCCGGGCUCGGCCAUGGAGACGGGGCUGCUCCCCAACCACAAACUGAAAACCGUUGGCGAAGCCCCCGCCGCGCCGCCCCACCAGCAGCACCACCACCACCACCAUACCCACCACCACCACCACCAUGCCCACCACCUCCACCACCACCACGCACUACAGCAGCAGCUAAACCAGUUCCAGCAGCAGCAGCAGCAGCAGCAGCAACAGCAGCAGCAGCAGCAGCAGCAACAUCCCAUUUCCAACAACAACAGCUUGGGCGGCGCGGGCGGCGGCGCGCCUCAGCCCGGCCCCGACAUGGAGCAGCCGCAACAUGGAGGCGCCAAGGACAGUGCCGCGGGCGGCCAGGCCGACCCCCCGGGCCCGCCGCUGCUGAGCAAACCGGGCGACGAGGACGACGCGCCGCCCAAGAUGGGGGAGCCGGCGGCCGGCCGCUACGAGCACCCGGGCCUCGGCGCCCUGGGCGCGCAGCAGCCGCCGGUCGCCGUGCCCGGGGGCGGCGGCGGCCCGGCGGCCGUCCCGGAGUUUAAUAAUUACUAUGGCAGCGCUGCCCCUGCGAGCGGCGGCCCCGGCGGCCGCGCUGGGCCUUGCUUUGAUCAACAUGGCGGACAACAAAGCCCCGGGAUGGGGAUGAUGCACUCCGCCUCUGCCGCCGCCGCCGGGGCCCCCGGCAGCAUGGACCCCCUGCAGAACUCCCACGAAGGGUACCCCAACAGCCAGUGCAACCAUUAUCCGGGCUACAGCCGGCCCGGCGCGGGCGGCGGCGGAGGAGGAGGAGGCAGCGGAGGAGGAGGAGGAGGAGGAGGAGCAGGAGCAGGAGGAGCAGGAGCGGGAGCUGUGGCGGCGGCGGCAGCAGCAGCAGGAGGCGGCGGCGGCGGCUAUGGGGGCUCGUCCGCGGGGUACGGGGUGCUGAGCUCCCCCCGGCAGCAGGGCGGCGGCAUGAUGAUGGGCCCCGGGGGCGGCGGGGCCGCAAGCCUCAGCAAGGCGGCCGCCGGCUCGGCGGCGGGGGGCUUCCAGCGCUUCGCCGGGCAGAACCAGCACCCGUCGGGGGCCACCCCGACCCUCAAUCAGCUGCUCACCUCGCCCAGCCCCAUGAUGCGGAGCUACGGCGGCAGCUACCCCGAGUACAGCAGCCCCAGCGCGCCGCCGCCGCCGCCGUCGCAGCCCCAGUCCCAGGCGGCGGCGGCGGGGGCGGCGGCGGGCGGCCAGCAGGCGGCCGCGGGCAUGGGCUUGGGCAAGGACAUGGGCGCCCAGUACGCCGCUGCCAGCCCGGCCUGGGCGGCCGCGCAACAAAGGAGUCACCCGGCGAUGAGCCCCGGCACCCCCGGACCGACCAUGGGCAGAUCCCAGGGCAGCCCAAUGGAUCCAAUGGUGAUGAAGAGACCUCAGUUAUAUGGCAUGGGCAGUAACCCUCAUUCUCAGCCUCAGCAGAGCAGUCCGUACCCAGGAGGUUCCUAUGGCCCCCCAGGCCCACAGCGGUAUCCAAUUGGCAUCCAGGGUCGGACUCCCGGGGCCAUGGGCGGAAUGCAGUACCCUCAGCAGCAGAUGCCACCUCAGUAUGGACAGCAAGGUGUGAGUGGUUACUGCCAACAGGGCCAACAGCCAUAUUACAGCCAGCAGCCGCAGCCCCCGCACCUCCCACCCCAGCCGCAGUAUCUGCCGUCCCAGUCUCAGCAGAGGUACCAGCCGCAGCAGGACCUGUCUCAGGAAGGCUAUGGAACUAGAUCUCAACCUCCUCUGGCCCCCGGAAAACCUAACCAUGAAGACUUGAACUUAAUACAACAAGAAAGACCAUCAAGUUUACCAGUUGAAGUCUUGGCCUCGGAGGAUGCAGCCUUUGGACUCAAGGAUCUGUCUGGCUCCAUUGAUGACCUCCCCACGGGAACGGAAGCAACUUUGAGCUCAGCAGUCAGUGCAUCCGGGUCCACGAGCAGCCAAGGGGAUCAGAGCAACCCGGCGCAGUCGCCUUUCUCCCCACACGCGUCCCCUCAUCUCUCCAGCAUCCCUGGGGGCCCAUCUCCCUCUCCUGUUGGCUCUCCUGUAGGAAGCAACCAGUCUCGAUCUGGCCCAAUCUCUCCUGCAAGUAUCCCAGGUAGUCAGAUGCCUCCGCAGCCACCCGGGAGCCAGUCAGAAUCCAGUUCCCAUCCCGCCUUGAGCCAGUCACCAAUGCCACAGGAAAGAGGUUUUAUGGCAGGCACACAAAGAAACCCUCAGAUGGCUCAGUAUGGACCUCAACAGACAGGACCAUCCAUGUCGCCUCAUCCUUCUCCCGGGGGCCAGAUGCAUGCUGGAAUCAGUAGCUUUCAGCAGAGUAACUCAAGUGGGACUUACGGUCCACAGAUGAGCCAGUAUGGACCACAAGGUAACUACUCCAGACCCCCAGCGUAUAGUGGGGUGCCCAGUGCAAGCUACAGCGGCCCAGGGCCCGGUAUGGGUAUCAGUGCCAACAACCAGAUGCAUGGACAAGGGCCAAGCCAGCCAUGUGGUGCUGUGCCCCUGGGACGAAUGCCAUCAGCUGGGAUGCAGAACAGACCAUUUCCUGGAAAUAUGAGCAGCAUGACCCCCAGUUCUCCUGGCAUGUCUCAGCAGGGAGGGCCAGGAAUGGGGCCGCCAAUGCCAACUGUGAACCGUAAGGCACAGGAGGCAGCCGCAGCAGUGAUGCAGGCUGCUGCGAACUCAGCACAAAGCAGGCCACCAUACAUUAGGUCGCCUGCUUAUCCCAGCCAGUCUGGGGCUGGCGGACGCCCCAUGUUUUCUUCCCAGCACCCCAACUAUGGCAACUCUCAGGCUCCCAUGGUGCACCAGCCUGACCAGUACGGGCAAGGCAGUUUCCCCGGCAUGAACCAGAGUGGACUUAUGGCUUCCAGCUCUCCCUACAGCCAGCCCAUGAACAACAGCUCUAGCCUGAUGAACACGCAGGCGCCGCCCUACAGCAUGGCGCCCGCCAUGGUGAACAGCUCGGCAGCAUCUAUGGGUCUUGCAGAUAUGAUGUCUCCUGGUGAAUCCAAACUGCCCCUGCCUCUCAAAGCAGAUGGCAAAGAAGAAGGCACUCCACAGCCCGAGAGCAAGUCAAAGGAUAGCUACAGCUCUCAGGGUAUUUCUCAGCCCCCAACCCCAGGCAACCUGCCAGUCCCUUCCCCAAUGUCCCCCAGCUCUGCUAGCAUCUCCUCAUUUCAUGGAGAUGAAAGUGAUAGCAUUAGCAGCCCAGGCUGGCCAAAGACUCCAUCAAGCCCUAAGUCCAGCUCCUCCACCACUACUGGGGAGAAGAUCACGAAGGUGUACGAGCUGGGGAAUGAGCCAGAGAGAAAGCUCUGGGUCGACCGAUACCUCACCUUCAUGGAGGAGAGAGGCUCUCCUGUCUCGAGUUUGCCUGCUGUGGGCAAGAAGCCCCUGGACCUGUUCCGACUCUACGUCUGCGUCAAAGAGAUUGGGGGUUUGGCCCAGGUUAAUAAAAACAAGAAGUGGCGUGAGCUGGCAACCAACCUAAACGUUGGCACCUCAAGCAGUGCAGCGAGCUCCCUGAAAAAGCAGUAUAUUCAGUACCUGUUUGCCUUCGAGUGCAAGAUCGAACGCGGGGAGGAGCCCCCGCCGGAAGUCUUCAGCACCGGGGACACCAAAAAGCAGCCCAAGCUCCAGCCGCCAUCUCCUGCUAACUCGGGAUCCUUGCAAGGCCCACAGACCCCCCAGUCAACUGGCAGCAAUUCCAUGGCAGAGGUUCCAGGUGACCUGAAGCCACCUACCCCAGCCUCCACCCCUCACGGACAGAUGACCCCAAUGCAAGGUGGAAGAAGCAGUACAAUCAGUGUGCACGACCCAUUCUCAGACGUGAGUGAUUCAUCCUUCCCAAAACGGAACUCCAUGACUCCAAACGCCCCCUACCAGCAGGGCAUGAGCAUGCCCGACGUGAUGGGCAGGAUGCCCUAUGAGCCCAACAAGGACCCCUUUGGGGGAAUGAGAAAAGUGCCUGGAAGCAGCGAGCCCUUUAUGACGCAAGGACAGAUGCCCAACAGCAGCAUGCAGGACAUGUACAACCAAAGUCCCUCCGGAGCAAUGUCUAACCUGGGCAUGGGGCAGCGCCAGCAGUUUCCCUAUGGAGCCAGUUACGACCGAAGGCAUGAACCUUAUGGGCAGCAGUAUCCAGGCCAAGGCCCUCCCUCGGGACAGCCGCCAUAUGGAGGGCACCAGCCCGGCCUGUACCCACAGCAGCCGAAUUACAAACGCCAUAUGGACGGCAUGUACGGGCCCCCAGCCAAGCGCCACGAGGGCGACUUGUACAACAUGCAGUACAGCAGCCAGCAGCAGGAGAUGUACAACCAGUACGGAGGCUCCUACUCGGGCCCGGACCGCAGGCCCAUCCAGGGGCAGUACCCGUAUCCCUACAGCAGGGAGAGGAUGCAGGGCCCGGGGCAGAUCCAGACGCACGGAAUCCCGCCUCAGAUGAUGGGCGGCCCGCUGCAGUCGUCCUCCAGUGAGGGGCCUCAGCAGAAUAUGUGGGCAGCACGCAAUGAUAUGCCUUAUCCCUACCAGAACAGGCAGGGCCCUGGCGGCCCUACACAGGCGCCCCCUUACCCAGGCAUGAACCGCACGGACGAUAUGAUGGUACCCGAUCAGAGGAUAAAUCAUGAGAGCCAGUGGCCUUCCCACGUCAGCCAGCGUCAGCCUUACAUGUCGUCCUCAGCCUCCAUGCAGCCCAUCACGCGUCCACCACAGCCGUCCUACCAGACGCCACCGUCACUGCCAAAUCACAUCUCCAGGGCGCCCAGCCCAGCGUCCUUCCAGCGCUCCCUGGAGAACCGCAUGUCUCCAAGCAAGUCUCCCUUUCUGCCAUCUAUGAAGAUGCAGAAGGUCAUGCCCACGGUCCCCACAUCCCAGGUCACCGGGCCACCACCCCAACCACCCCCAAUCAGAAGGGAGAUCACCUUUCCUCCUGGCUCAGUAGAAGCAUCACAACCAGUCUUGAAACAAAGGCGAAAGAUUACCUCCAAAGAUAUCGUUACUCCUGAGGCGUGGCGUGUGAUGAUGUCCCUUAAAUCAGGUCUUUUGGCUGAGAGUACGUGGGCUUUGGACACUAUUAAUAUUCUUCUGUAUGAUGACAGCACUGUUGCUACUUUCAAUCUCUCCCAGUUGUCUGGAUUUCUCGAACUUUUAGUCGAGUACUUUAGAAAAUGCCUGAUUGACAUUUUUGGAAUUCUUAUGGAAUAUGAAGUGGGAGACCCCAGCCAAAAAGCACUUGAUCACAACGCAGCAAGGAAGGAUGACAGCCAGUCCUUGGCGGACGAUUCUGGGAAAGAGGAGGAAGAUGCUGAAUGUAUUGAUGACGACGAGGAAGACGAGGACGACGAGGAGGAAGACAGCGAGAAGACAGAAAGCGAUGAAAAGAGCAGCAUCACUCUGACUGCCCCGGACGCCGCUUCAGACCCAAAGGAGAAGCCCAAGCAAGCCAGUAAGUUCGACAAGCUGCCAAUAAAGAUAGUCAAAAAGAACAACCUGUUUGUUGUUGACCGAUCUGACAAGUUGGGGCGUGUGCAGGAGUUCAAUAGUGGCCUUCUGCACUGGCAGCUCGGCGGGGGCGACACCACUGAGCACAUUCAGACUCACUUUGAGAGCAAGAUGGAAAUUCCUCCUCGCAGGCGCCCACCUCCCCCCUUAAGCUCCACAGGUAGAAAGAAAGAGCAAGAAGGCAAAGGCGACUCUGAAGAGCAGCAAGAGAAAAGCAUCAUAGCAACCAUUGAUGACGUCCUCUCUGCUCGGCCAGGGGCACUGCCCGAAGACGCAAACCCUGGGCCCCAGACCGAAAGCAGUAAGUUUCCCUUUGGUAUCCAGCAAGCCAAAAGCCACCGGAACAUCAAGCUGCUGGAGGACGAGCCCAGGAGCCGAGAUGAGACUCCUCUGUGCACCAUCGCACACUGGCAGGACUCGCUGGCUAAGCGAUGCAUCUGUGUGUCCAAUAUCGUCCGUAGCUUGUCAUUCGUGCCUGGCAAUGAUGCCGAAAUGUCCAAACAUCCAGGCUUGGUGCUGAUCCUGGGGAAGCUGAUUCUUCUUCACCACGAGCAUCCAGAGAGAAAGCGAGCACCGCAGACCUAUGAGAAAGAGGAGGAUGAGGACAAGGGGGUGGCCUGCAGCAAAGAUGAAUGGUGGUGGGACUGCCUCGAGGUCUUGAGGGAUAACACGUUGGUCACGUUGGCCAACAUUUCCGGGCAGCUAGACUUGUCUGCUUACACGGAAAGCAUCUGCUUGCCAAUUUUGGAUGGCUUGCUGCACUGGAUGGUGUGCCCGUCUGCAGAGGCACAAGAUCCCUUUCCAACUGUGGGACCCAACUCGGUCCUGUCGCCUCAGAGACUUGUGCUGGAGACCCUCUGUAAACUCAGUAUCCAGGACAAUAAUGUGGACCUGAUCUUGGCCACUCCUCCAUUUAGUCGUCAGGAGAAAUUCUAUGCUACAUUAGUUAGGUACGUUGGGGAUCGCAAAAACCCAGUCUGUCGAGAAAUGUCCAUGGCGCUUUUAUCGAACCUUGCCCAAGGGGACGCACUAGCAGCAAGGGCCAUAGCUGUGCAGAAAGGAAGCAUUGGAAACUUGAUAAGCUUCCUAGAGGAUGGGGUCACGAUGGCCCAGUACCAGCAGAGCCAGCACAACCUCAUGCACAUGCAGCCCCCACCCCUGGAACCACCUAGCGUAGACAUGAUGUGCAGGGCGGCCAAGGCUUUGCUAGCCAUGGCCAGAGUGGACGAAAACCGCUCGGAAUUCCUUUUGCACGAGGGCCGGUUGCUGGAUAUCUCGAUAUCAGCUGUCCUGAACUCUCUGGUUGCAUCUGUCAUCUGUGAUGUACUGUUUCAGAUUGGGCAGUUAUGACAUAAGUGAGAAGGCAAGCAUGUGUGAGUGAAGAUUAGAGGGUCACAUAUAACUGGCUGUUUUCUGUUCUUGUUUAUCCAGCGUAGGAAGAAGGAAAAGAAAAUCUUUGCUCCUCUGCCCCAUUCACUAUUUACCAAUUGGGAAUUAAAGAAAUAAUUAAUUUGAACAGUUAUGAAAUUAAUAUUUGCUGUCUGUGUGUAUAAGUACAUCCUUUGGGGUUUUUUUUUUUCUUUUUUUUUAACCAAAGUUGCUGUCUAGUGCAUUCAAAGGUCACUUUUUGUUUUUCACAGAUCUUUUUAAUGUUCUUUUCCAUGUUGUAUUGCAUUUUUUGGGGGAAGCAAAUUGACUUUAAAGAAAAAAGUUGUGGCAAAAGAUGCUAAGAUGCGAAAAUUUCACCACACUGAGUCAAAAAGGUGAAAAAUUAUCCAUUUCCUAUGCGUUUUACUCCUCAGAGAAUGAAAAAAACUGCAUCCCAUCACCCAAAGUUCUGUGCAAUAGAAAUUUCUACAGAUACAGGUAUAGGGGCUCAAGGAGGUAUGUCAGUCAGUAGUCAAAACUAUGAAAUGAUACUGGUUUCUCCACAGGAAGAUGGUUCCAUUAGGCUGGGAGCAAAAACAAUGUUUUUUAAGAUUGAAAAUACAUACCUGACAACGAUCCGGAAACUGCUCCUCAGCACUCCCGUCAUGCCUGCUGUCGGCGUUUGACCUUCCACAUGACAGUUCUUCACAAUUCCUUUAAUCAUUUUUUAAAUAUUUUUUUUACUGCCUAUGGGCUGUGAUGUAUAUAGAAGUUGUACAUUAAACAUACCCUCAUUUUUUUCUUUUUUCUUUUUUUUUUUUUUUAGUACAAACUUUUAGUUUCUUUUUCAUGAUGUGGUAACUACAAAGUGAUGGUAGAUUUAAAUAAUUUUUUAUUUUUAUUUUAUAUAUUUUUUCAUUAGGGCCAUAUCUCCAAAAAAAGAAAGAAAAAAUACAAAAAACAAAAACAAAAAAAAAAGAGGGUAAUGUACAAGUUUCUGUAUGUAUAAAGUCAUGCUCGAUUUCAGGAGAGCAGCUGAUCACAAUUUGCUUCAUGAAUCAAGGUGUGGAAAUGGUUGUAUAUGGAUUGAUUUAGAAAAUGGUUACCAGUACAGACAAAAAAGAGAAAAUGAAAAAAAUACAACUAAAAGGAAGAAACACAGCUUCAAAGAUUUUUCAGUGACGAGAAUCCACAUUUGUAUUUCAAGAUAAUGUAGUUUAAAAAAAAAAAAGAAAAAAACUUGAUGUAAAUUCCUCCUUUUCCUCUGGCUUAAUGAAUAUCAUUUAUUCAGUAUAAAAUCUUUAUAUGUUCCACAUGUUAAGAAUAAAUGUACAUUAAAUCUUGUUAAGCACUGUGAUGGGUGUUCUUGAAUACUGUUCUAGUUUCCUUAAAGUGGUUUCCUAGUAAUCAAGUUAUUUACAAGAAAUAGGGGAAUGCAGCAGUGUAUUCACAUUAUAAAACCCUACAUUUGGAAGAGACCUUUAGGGGUUACCUACUUUAGAGUGGGGAGCAACAGUUUGAUUUUCUCAAAUUACUUAGCUAAUUAGUCUUUCUUUGAAGCAAUUCACUCUAACGACAUUGAGGUCUGAUCAUUUUCAGUAUUUAUGGGAGGUGGCUGCCGACCCACUUGAGGUGAGAUCUCAGAAGCUUAACUGGCCUGAAAAUGUAACAUUCUGCCUUUUACUAACUCCAUCUUAGUUUAAUCAAAGUUCAAUCUAUUCCUUGUUUCUUCUGUGUGCCUCAAAGUUAUUUUGCAUUUAGUUUACUCCACCGUGUAUAAUAUUUAUACUGUGCAAUGUUAAAAAAGAAUCUGUUAUAUUGUAUGUGGUGUACAUAGUGCAAAGUGAUUAUUUCUAUUUCAGGGCAUAUUAUGGUUCUCAUAUUCCUUCCUACCUGGUGCACAGUAGCUUUUUAAUACUAGUCACUUCUACUUUAAACUUUCUCUUCCUGGGUCAUUGACUGUUACUGUGUAAUAAUCAAUUUCUUUGAAACUGCUGCAUAAUUAUGCUGUUAGUGGACCUCUACCUCUUCUGAUCCCUCUUCCAAUCACAGUAUACUCAGAAUCCCCAGCCCCUCGCAUACAUUGUGUUGGUUCACAUUACUCACAGUAAUGAAGAGUUAGACAAGAACAUGCAGUUACAGUCAUUGUGAGGCGUGACUCUCCAGUGUCACGAGGAAAAAAUUCAUCUUUUCUGCAAGCAGUCUCUCAUCUGUCAACUCCCACAUUACUGAGUCAAACAGUCUUCUUACAUAACAAUGCAACCAAAUAUAUGUUGAAUUAAAGACCCAUUUAUAAUUCUACUUUAAAUACAUCUGCUUGCUAAGAACAGAUUUCAGUGCUCCGAGCUUCAAAUAUGGAGAUUUGUAAGAGGGAAUUCAAUAUUAUUCUAAUUUCUCUCUUACAGAGUACGAAUACAAGGUGUAUACAAACUCCGAACAUAUCCAGUAUUCCAAUUCCUUUGUCAAUCAGAAGAGUAAAAUAAUUAACAAAAGACUGUUGUUGUGGUUUGCAUUGUAACCGAUAACGCAGAGUCUGACCGUUGGGCAACAAGUUUUUCUAUCCUGAUGCGCAACACAGUCUCUAGAGACUAAUCCAGGAAGACUUUAGCCUCCUUUCCAUAUUCUCACCCCUGAAUCAAGAUUUACAGAAGCCCACGAAGAAUUUACAGCCUGCUUGAGAUCAUCUUGCCUAUAAACUGAGUUAUUUCUUUGUCCUAAAAAUUAGUUGUUUUUUUUUCUAUGAGGCUUUUCAGAAAUUUACAGGAUGCCCAGACUUUAAAUGUGUACCAAAAAAAAAAAAAAAAAAAAAGAUAAAAAAUAAAGGUGCAAAGAAAGUUUAGUAUUUUGGAA
This is a messenger RNA of Nomascus leucogenys (northern white-cheeked gibbon), 10110 nucleotides long. It is a transcript of the gene ARID1B, whose product is annotated as AT-rich interaction domain 1B. Bases 1 to 7242 code for a protein of 2413 amino acids. The record is from RefSeq and is a predicted model, not a curated record. Gene Ontology annotation, biological process: positive regulation of DNA-templated transcription; regulation of transcription by RNA polymerase II; chromatin remodeling. The transcript has 22 exons. Gene Ontology annotation, cellular component: nucleoplasm; nBAF complex; brahma complex. Lineage: Eukaryota; Metazoa; Chordata; Mammalia; Primates; Hylobatidae. Gene Ontology annotation, molecular function: nucleosome binding; DNA binding.